Molecule: messenger RNA, 2796 nt
Organism: Sardina pilchardus (European sardine)
Lineage: Eukaryota; Metazoa; Chordata; Actinopteri; Clupeiformes; Clupeidae
Product: metabotropic glutamate receptor 4-like
Exons: 10
Coding region: 1-2796 (931 amino acids)
Biological process (GO): regulation of synaptic transmission, glutamatergic; G protein-coupled glutamate receptor signaling pathway
Cellular component (GO): plasma membrane
Molecular function (GO): adenylate cyclase inhibiting G protein-coupled glutamate receptor activity
Source: RefSeq, a predicted model, not a curated record
AUGUCUGUGCCCAGAGGGCAUUUGAUAGACUCCAUUACCCGGCAGCGGAGGGGCGGCCGUGGCAGCAGCUCUUGUCAGCUUCUGAUUGCGCUGCCCGCCGUCCUCCUUCUCCUCUUCCCCGUGGCGGCGGUCGGCAAGGCGGCCAAGCCUCGGGCGCCGGGUCACCAGCACCUCAACUCCAUCCGCAUCGACGGCGACAUCUCCCUGGGCGGCCUGUUCCCCGUGCACGCUCGCGGCCACGACGGCAAGGCCUGCGGCGAGCUGAAGAAGGAGAAGGGCAUCCACCGGCUGGAGGCCAUGCUCUUCGCGCUGGACCGCAUCAACAACGACAACGAGCUGCUGCCCAACAUCACGCUGGGCGCGCGCAUCCUGGACACGUGCUCGCGCGACACCCACGCCCUGGAGCAGUCGCUCACCUUCGUGCAGGCGCUCAUCGAGAAGGACGGCACCGACGUCAAGUGCCUGAGCGGCGGGCCGCCCAUCAUCACCAAGCCCGAGCGCGUGGUGGGCGUCAUCGGGGCCUCGUCCAGCUCCGUGUCCAUCAUGGUGGCCAACAUCCUGCGUCUCUUCAAGAUUCCCCAGGUGAGCUACGCCUCCACGGCUCCGGAGCUGAGCGACAACACUCGCUACGACUACUUCUCGCGCGUGGUGCCGCCGGACACCUAUCAGGCGCAGGCCAUGGUGGACAUCGUCAAGUUCAUGCGCUGGAACUACGUGUCCACCGUGGCCUCGGAGGGCAGCUACGGUGAGAGCGGGGUGGACGCCUUCAUACAGAAGUCAAGGGAGGACGGAGGAGUGUGCAUCGCCCAGUCGGUGAAGAUUCCUCGGGAGCCCAAACUGGCAGAGUUCGAUAAAAUCAUAAACAGACUCAGGGACAACCCCAAUGCUCGGGUGGUUGUUUUAUUCGCAAGCGAAGAUGAUAUUAGACAACUCCUGCAGGCGGCCAAGAAUGCUAGCAGAGCCGGUCACUUUAUUUGGAUAGGGUCUGACAGCUGGGGGUCAAAGAUAUCCCCGGUGUUACAUCAGCAAGAGAUGGCGGAGGGAGCCAUCACCAUUCUGCCCAAGCGUCAGCCCAUCAAAGGAUUUGAUCGCUAUUUUAUCAGCCGGACCCUGGACAACAACAGAAGAAAUAUCUGGUUCGCUGAGUUUUGGGAGGAUAAUUUCCAGUGCAAACUCAGCCGGCAUGCCCUGAAGAAAGGAUCAGGCAUCAAGAAAUGCACAAAUCAUGAACGGAUUGGGAAAGACUCUCAUUACGAACAAGAGGGCAAAGUGCAGUUUGUUAUUGAUGCCGUCUAUGCUAUGGCCCAUGCCUUGCACAACAUGCACAAGGAGCUUUGCCCAGGGAGGGUUGGCCUCUGCCCAGCGAUGGAAACCAUUAACGGCUCCAUGCUUCUCAAGUACAUCCGCAAAGUCAACUUCACAGGUAUUGCUACCGUUCCUGUUGUCUUCAAUGUGAAUGGAGAUGCCCCUGGACGUUAUGAGAUCUUCCAGUAUCAGAUAAGGAAUCACACCAAAGAAUACAAAGUCAUCGGGAAUUGGACAGAUCAGCUGAAUUUAAAUGUCGAAGACAUCCGAUGGCCUGGAGGUUCCCUCGAGGUCCCCACCUCGAUCUGCAGCCAGCCGUGCCGCCCGGGCGAGCGCAAGAAGUCGGUGAAGGGCAUGCCGUGCUGUUGGCACUGCGAGCGCUGCGACGGCUACCAGUACCUGGCCGACACGCACUCCUGCAAGAUGUGCCGCUUCGACCUGCGGCCCAACGAGAACCACACGGCGUGCCAGGCCAUCCCCAUCAUCAAGCUGGAGUGGAGCUCGCCGUGGGCGCUCAUCCCCGUCUUCAUCGCCAUCCUGGGCAUCUCGGCCACCUUCUUCGUGGUGGUCACCUUCGUGCGCUACAACGACACGCCCAUCGUCAAGGCGUCCGGCCGCGAGCUGAGCUACGUGCUGCUGACGGGCAUCUUCAUGUGCUACGCCACCACCUUCCUGAUGAUCUCCACGCCCGACGUGGGCGUCUGCUCGCUGCGCCGCAUCUUCCUGGGCCUGGGCAUGAGCAUCAGCUACUCGGCGCUGCUGACCAAGACCAACCGCAUCUACCGCAUCUUCGAGCAGGGCAAGAAGUCGGUGAGCGCGCCGCGCUUCAUCAGCCCGGCCUCGCAGCUCGUCAUCGCCUUCAGCCUGAUCGCCGUGCAGCUGCUGGGCGUCUGCGUCUGGUUCGGCAUGGACCCGUCGCCGCUGGCCAUCAUCGACUACGAGGACCAGCGCACGGCCAACCCGCUGCUGGCGCGCGGCGUGCUCAAGUGCGACAUCUCGGACCUGUCGCUCAUCUGCCUGCUCGGCUACAGCAUGCUGCUCAUGGUCACGUGCACGGUGUACGCCAUCAAGACGCGAGGCGUGCCCGAGACUUUCAACGAGGCCAAGCCCAUCGGCUUCACCAUGUACACCACGUGCAUUAUCUGGCUGGCGUUCAUACCCAUCUUCUUUGGGACCUCACAGUCAGCAGAAAAGCUGUACAUUCAGACGACCACGCUGACCAUCUCGGUGAGCCUGAGUGCCUCCGUGUCCCUGGGGCUGCUCUACAUGCCCAAGGUGUACGUGGUGCUCGUCCACCCGGAGCAGAACGUGCCCAAGCGCAAGCGCAGCCUGAAGGCAGUGGUCACCGCCGCCGCCAUGUCCAACAAGUUCACUCCCAAGGGGGGCCUCAGACCCAACGGGGAGGCCAAGUCUGAGCUGUGCGAGAGCUUGGAAACACAAGCUUUGUCUUCAAAGCAAACGUACAUCAGCUACAGUAACCACGCCAUCUAA